GGAAGUCAGCGUUCCGGAAGUGGAGAUGGCGGUGUCCUUCCGGGUCAAGAGCCCUCUCGGGGAAUGAUGGGAACGAUGGGGAAGAUGGCGGCGCUGGCCGCCGAGCCCGGGGAAGAUGCUUUUCGGAAACUCUUCCGUUUCUACAGGCAGAGCCGCCCUGGGACCGCCGAUCUGAGAGAAGUGAUCGACUUCUCCCAGGCUUCCUCCACGCGGGACAUCGGCCACAAGGUGUUCAGGUCUCCACUAAGUGUGUCCUCGGUCAGUGAGCAAGAUGCGUGUAGAGCAGGACUUCAGCCAGUCAACAAGUGGAAAGCCUAUGGCUUAGAAGGCUAUCCAGGAUUUAUUUUUAUCCCAAACCCCUUCCUCCCAGGUUAUCAGCGUCACUGGGUGAAGCAGUGCCUUAAGCUUUACUCCCAAAAGCCCAAUGUCUGUAACCUGGACAAGCACCUGGUUGCAGAAGAGACCCGGGAUCUGUGGGGACAGAGCCAGGAGCUCCUGAGAAAUAAAGAUGUGAACAAAAAGAGACCUCGAAGUUUACUAGAAAAACUACGUUGGGUAACCCUGGGCUACCAUUACAACUGGGACAAUAAGACAUAUUCAGCUGAUCACUACACGCCUUUCCCCCCAGACCUGGCUUACCUCUCAGAACAAGUGGCUGCUGCAUGUGGAUUUCAGGACUUCCAAGCUGAGGCUGGAAUACUCAAUUACUAUCGAUUAGACUCUACCCUGGGGAUCCAUGUUGACAGAUCAGAACUAGACCACACCAAGCCUCUCCUGUCCUUUAGCUUUGGACAGUCUGCCAUCUUUCUUCUGGGUGGCCUCAAAAGAGACGAAGUCCCCACAGCCAUGUUUAUGCAUAGUGGAGACAUCAUGGUGAUGUCAGGAUUCAGUCGUCUAUUGAAUCACGCUGUCCCAAGAGUCCUCCCAAAUUUUGAUGGGACAAGCCUGCCUCAUUGCCUGGAGGUACCACUCCCAGAUGCCUUACCUGCAGGUUCAGUUGCAGAACCCUGUUCUGUGGAGGACUGGCAGGUGUGUGCCAACUAUCUGCAAAGAGCUCGGGUUAACAUGACUGUGCGGCAGGUGCUGGCCACUGGCCAAGACUGGAAGGACAAAGAAACCACGAGUGAAAGUUCUUGCCAUCUUGAUGAUAAAAAUAAUGAAGCAAAGCGCCCCAGGAUGAACCCUAACAGCUGAAAUUUGGGCAACCCAGACACUUAGGCAGGUCCUAUAAUCAACAGUCAUAAUUUGUAUUGCCAUGAAUUUCAUCUGGAAGAACUGUGUGAACUUUUCACUAGAAAAAGCAAGAAACAGAGACUAGUACAUCAUUGAUUGCACAAGGGCCGUGAAAACCUUUUGGGGAAAAAAUCCUGGUUUAUCACUUUUAUGAUGAGCUUACUUGUUCUUAUCCUAUAAGACUUGACACAUAAUACAUUCUUCUUACAAGCUCAUAAGCUUGAACUCAGCCUAACUUGCCACAGUUGUCCAUGGACAUAGAAAGCACUCCAAAAACAGGCUUUCCUUCAUGGCUAGUCCUUUGCCAUUAUUUCUGAUGACGAUGGCACAGAUGAAUUUUCAUGUCCAUGGGACUUCUUCUAGAUGCCACAGGCUUAGAUGAACAUUAAUUGUUGGAGAAAGAUUCACCCACGCCAUCCAGGAACCACUGAGAAAAUCUGACCCUGUACCAUUCUUCAUCCCAUUUUCUUACCUCUUUAGAUUAUGCUUUGAUUUCCCCUUCCACCUCUGCACUCCUGUUCUGGUUUUUCAAGUGCACACACCAAACAGUGAAGCUGCAAAUCUCAUCCUUCAAAAAAAGAAAUUAAUCAGUAGCUAUCUUUCUUUCCCAAGAGGUAAAUAUAUUUAAUCCAAGUAAAGGAAACAGCAGGUUUUUUAAAAACAUAUUUUCUUCAGGACUCCAAACUCUUCUCUUGUCAGCCUUUUAAAUGCAAUUUUAAUUGUUAGAGUGAAAUUCCAAGUCCCAGGGGUGUUCUGUCACUGUUUUCUCCACGAAUAAACUGUCUCUGUUUUAAAUUAAAGAUCACUAUCUGUUUUGAA
Molecule: messenger RNA, 2052 nt
Organism: Phascolarctos cinereus (koala)
Lineage: Eukaryota; Metazoa; Chordata; Mammalia; Diprotodontia; Phascolarctidae
Gene: ALKBH1
Product: alkB homolog 1, histone H2A dioxygenase
Biological process (GO): oxidative RNA demethylation
Cellular component (GO): cytoplasm; nucleus
Molecular function (GO): oxidative RNA demethylase activity; broad specificity oxidative DNA demethylase activity; ferrous iron binding
Source: RefSeq, a predicted model, not a curated record